Molecule: messenger RNA, 3347 nt
Organism: Brienomyrus brachyistius
Lineage: Eukaryota; Metazoa; Chordata; Actinopteri; Osteoglossiformes; Mormyridae
Product: docking protein 1
Exons: 5
Coding region: 580-1935 (451 amino acids)
Biological process (GO): cell surface receptor protein tyrosine kinase signaling pathway; positive regulation of MAPK cascade
Cellular component (GO): cytoplasm
Source: RefSeq, a predicted model, not a curated record
AUGAACAAUCAGUAAUGUUUCAUAAUGUUACUGUCUUACAUUUGCCUAAAAUACACAUUGAGCCUCUUCUAUUUCCCAGGCAUUUCAAUGUUGCGUUAGAUCCUUUUGCAAUGUACAUAAUGGACAAUAGUUAUACAUCAGGUUUCAUCGACUGUAAGUGAUCAUUUAACUGUGGUGGCAGCAGACUGUCAUGUUCACUGCUGUGCUCUACAACGAGAAACAAGGAAGUAAGUUCUCAGAACUGGAGCUCCACACAUGGGCUGCGUCCGCUGGCAGGAACACAAGCGCUUCUCUUGACGUGCCCCUGAAGUCAACCACAUCUACAGAUUGCCCCGACAAACAGUCUCAGGAGGCACUGUGACCACUGGCGUGGAAGACAGUCCGGCAGGAACUGGUAUUGAGAAGAUUUGGCAGAAGGUGGUGGGACAGAGCCUAAGUGGAGAGAGAACGGGGACGCCAUGGAUGAAUUCAUCCAAAAGCAGGGGGCCUUGUACAUCCAGCGGAAGAGGCUCAGGAGGGUAGGCCCCCAAACCUCAUAUCAGAUGUUCAGGAAUAACUUCUGAUGGACUUAAAUGGGAAAUGGUUUGGGCCAUCAUCCGACAGGAAAGCAGGGCUUCUUCAGCCCGAAUGGAGCUCUUCAGGUACAAGGGACCGAGCACAGGCUGCCUGGAAGAUUCCGGGAAAACCCCGAGGAAGCUAGACAGCGUGAUUGUUCUGCGUGAUGAUAUCCACGUGGCGGCCGUGGGGUCCGAGAUGCCAGACUGUCCUGCCGGGUUUAAGCCUUUUGCGUUAGAUACUGCUGAAGGCUCCUUCAUAUUUGCUGCCUACCUCCCCGAGCUGGAAGGCUGGAUCCAGCAUCUGCAUCAGACAGCUUUCCCUAUGAGCUACUUGGAGUGUGGGGCGCGGAGUGAUGACAGGCUAGCGGAAUUCUCUGGAGAAAACUCAGGGAUGAGGGACAAUCCCAUCUACGACACGUAUACCAAUGGAAACACUGACUUCAUGGCCAAGGUAAAGAGGACAGAGGCGGCAGACCGCUGCGGCCUUCAGGGGCCCUGCAUCCUCACUGUCGGACUCAGGGACAUCCUGCUGAAGAACCCCCUAACCCAGGAGGUGCAGUUCGUCUGGCCCUACCAAUUCAUACGCUACUUUGGAUAUUACAAGUCAAUAUUCUAUUUUGAGGCAGGACGCCGCUGUGAUUCUGGGGAGGGUAAGUUUAAAUUUCAAACCAAAAAGAACGACAGAAUUUCACGGGCCGUCAGCACCGCAAUCAACAAGCAAAUGCAGGAGAAGUGUAUGAAGUCAGAGUCAUCCAUGCGGGACUUCAGUGGUCCUACUCGAACUUUUACUGCCACUCAGCAGCCACCUGCUGGGACCAGGGAUAGCAGCACGGAUCAGGACAGACCGUAUGAUCAGCAAGCAGAGCUACUUGCUGAAAUGGUGCUCCCGGUAGAACUUAGGGGCCUAGUGUUAGAUAGCAAGCUGCCACUUCGGCAUGACAGCGUCACAGAGUCGCUGCCAGGGGAUCCUGACAUGGUCUGCACUGUUGUGCCUGCAGAAGAGCAGCACAGUCGAGCAAGUGCCUGGGCUGUGGCAUCUGGGGAGGAGGAAGAACAAAGACACAUGAACAAAGAUUCGGCCACGGCUUGUGGCCAGCAUUCCCUCAUGUCUCAGGACACGGGUUGCCAGACACAGGGCCCACAAGUCGCAAGGCAGAGUCUGGAUUCUCUGUAUUCCUCAGUCGUAAAGAAAAAGGUCAGGGGGAGAAAGGAGGGCUGCGUGCUCACCAAAGCCAAAUCUGCUUGCUCUUUGGGGACCACAGACUUCAGCGAGAACCAAAUGGUGGUGAAAGACCUUGCUUGUAAGGGUCUACUUCUGGAGGAGGACCUCAUGGAACCUUCAACGUCUCGAGGCUCCCAGUCCUCAGAUAGUAACUGAAAUGACGAUGUUGUUUUAAAAGGAUGUGGUUUCGCAACUGUGCUAAAUAAACACAAAAGAGAAUAGUUUAUGAGCCUUGGCUGGUAUCAUGUGAAACCAACAGGCUCUCCACUCAAUAAAAAUAAUUAAAAUAUCAGCUGAAAACAUAUAAGGACUUUCUGACCUUGGCUUUCAGAUAGAAACUAAACAACUGGAUUACUAAAGUUUUUCCUGUGGGUGGAUUUUGCUCGCGGCCCUGGAGGAAGGUUUGUAAAUCAGGCAACAGAUAAAUCACAUUGUAAGGUCAUUCAAACUAACGGGUUAAAGUUAAAGUUAACAAAUCCCUUCAGAGGUGAGUUCAGGUCCAGAAAUUAAAAAUUCAGACCAAGAUUUUUGUUUCAGCAAACCAGUUGAGUAUAAAGAGUCACAGUUAUUGCUGAACUGGUUGGUUGAAACAAAAUGUUGGUCUGGAUUUGUGUAUUUUAGACCUGAACAAUCCACCUCUGAAUCUCUUAAAACACAUUUUAUGGUGCAAGCAUAUUGUGCGAUUAUUAACUGGACAAAAAAUAUUGAAGACACUGUGAAACACCUUCAGGCAUCAGCUCAGGACCAGGCUGAUGAUCCUCAGUAGGACAAAUUUAGUAAAUACUGGUUAAUCCCCAGAGGCCUGGUUGCCACAGACACAUUUAAAAAUUAUUAUAGAACAAUUAAAAGUAAAUACAGAUAUUUUUAUGACAGACAGUUUGUUGUUUAACAAAAUCCAGUUUUGUGAAGAGUGCUUUUAUUUACAUCUGUUUUUUAUUUUAUUUUGAGAUGCUGCUUGUCCUUUAGGUUUCCCUUUGCGAUACUCUUUUGCCGAUUCUGAAAAUUCAUAGUCUCUGCAUCCUGGGGCCCCUACGUCGGCACAGAGAUGAGAGCAGUUGUUAGUACCCAGGAGAGUUGGGGCCACAUGUGCGUGUGGGGAGGGGGUGGUGAAAAAAUAUGACCCAUCAGCACUACAUUAAAACGAUCCUCUGCUGCAGACUAGUUAAAAACAGACAAAAGUGGCUUUUGGUAAAGGGUUAGAUCUCUUCUUCAAGCACUAUAUAAAUGUAUAUAUCGUAGAGUGGUUAUCAAUAAACCUAAUGUUUUACUUUGUCCCCUGGUCCAGUGCCAAUGAAGCUCGUCUGAGUUGCGCAGCCUUUUCUUCUACCUUCUCAAAGUCAGAGUCACUAAUGCCAAAAUGAACAUUGUCCUUCAAAGCCAAAACAUAUAGCUUAUCUGUAGCGUUACAAACUUGUUACUUGUUACAUGGUCUGAAAUGUCAUGUUGAUUUCAAUGAAAGGUGAGCCUUGUUUUAAAUGUGAGGAUUUUUAUGAUUAUGGUCAAAGACUUUUGUCUGCAUGUAUUUGUUUUAUGUGUUGUACAUUUUUCAUAAAUGUACUGCCUAAGGA